Messenger RNA from Sitodiplosis mosellana (orange wheat blossom midge), 4018 nucleotides. RefSeq names its product deoxynucleotidyltransferase terminal-interacting protein 2-like. The record is from RefSeq and is a predicted model, not a curated record. NCBI's taxonomy places the organism in Eukaryota, Metazoa, Arthropoda, Insecta, Diptera, Cecidomyiidae. Bases 1273 to 3672 code for a protein of 799 amino acids. The transcript is spliced from 4 exons.
UUUUUUUAAAUGUUGAACCCUUGUUCUCGCAUACACUUUUUGUGCGCCUCAAUCAGCUCUGUGCAGUUUUCUUCACCCUUUUCAACGAUGCUGGAAUGGAAAAUGCGAUAUUCUGUUACUAUUUUUUUCGGAAUAAAUGUCAUUCUGUUGCUUGACAAUUCGAUUCUUACCAGGCAUCGCGUACUUUUUUCGUUUCUGGACAGGCACAGCAUGCCUUACAUUUUGGUUUCUCCCCGGUUGCUGGUGCGGGUGAACUUGGUGCUUCAGGUGCUUUCGACUCGGAACUACCCAUGUUUCGUCUGUAAAAAGGCAAAAAUAAAAAAAUAGCAAUUGAGUUAAUUUAAUUCACUUUGCAACUGAAUUGCAUAAGAAAAAUCGUGAAAACGUAAUUAAUUCACGUUCAAGGUCUUUUUGAUUUUUGGAAAAGCAUCUCUUGGACACAAUUGGAAAAUGACUGAAGUUAAUAAUUUAAACGGAAUUAUUUACCAAGGAUGCUUCGUUUUUUUAAACUAGUGAAGAAGUUUUCGCUAUCAAAGUUUGUGUACGACUAGCUCGUUAGCAAAACAAAGUCGAUGUCUUUGGUUAUGUUGGAUGAAUCAUAUGACGUUUCCAUGUGUUCUAAUGUCAGCUUUCAAAUAAAAUCAUAUGAAACGUUCGGUACACAAAACGAACUGUAGCUCUGUUGAGCAAAAGAAACAGACAAACAAACAAAUUCUCUUUGAAUAAUUUUUUUAGAAAGACAAAUAUUUUAUACACGUCAUUCAAAAGAAUUCUAAAUUUGUUUUAUUUUAAUCGAAAUUGUAUAAACUGUUAACAAUGAUCCCAACACAGAAUGUGUCAACGUGAGUGAAUGGCGCUUGUGUCGCGGAAUUUUCGUUCGGUGGACGAAAAUUGAACCAAAAUUCGAAUCGAAUCGAAGACAAACGUAUUUUCUGCAUCUUUAUUUCCAAUCCGAAUAUUGAAAGGCAAACAUCAUCGUUCAUCAAACUAUCGGCGCAAGCCAAAUAACGAAAUAGAACAGAAAUUUGUGCUUCGUGUGUUAUUUUAUAGAUUUAUUUGUUACGUUUUUUUUUAUUAAUGUCCAGCAAUUUUAUUUGAUUGAGUUGAAAGCAAAAUCAGUAUUCUAUUUUAUGUUUCAAAACGUCAUCUGAUUGAGAGAAUUCCGUUGUGUAUUGGUUUUUGUCUGUUUGCUCAUUGUUCACGAAGAUUUAGUUUUUAUUAUCGCCAUAUUGAAUUGAGUUUAUUGCGCAUUUGAAGUUCGAAAAGGUCAUCAUGGGAAAGACACCAACUAUUGCAAAAACGCGAAAAUCGGUGAAAACACCAAAAACGGUGCCGAAAAAACUGAUUGGUACUCCGAAAAUGGAAAGUAAAGAAAUGUCGGGUACGCGUCUGUCACUGCGACGUACUAAACUCGAUACAGGAUCUGGCGCAUCACCCAAAUUGGCAUCAUUCAUCACACCCAGCCGUACAACACGCUCCAUGCUUAAGGUAACAUCGAACGAUGCACUGCACUCGUAUGUAACACCAAUAAAAUCAUCAAAGCGAAAAACGAUUGCAUCAGCAAAAGCACCAGUGGCUUGUGGCGAUAAUGUCAAAUCGGAUGGCGGUGACUCAAAUGACGCAUUCGUACGGCCACUACCGCCAAAGGCAAAACGAAUGGAUAAAGUUCAAGCUGAAGGCACAGUUGUCGAUGAAACACCAACAAUUUCCGAAUCAACCGAAGCGUCGAAUGAUGAAGUGAAAAAAGGUCGUAAACGCGCUCGCAAAGGGGCGAAAAUGAAUAGUGUCGUAUCCGAAAUGGAAGAUGGCCAGAACGAUGAAUCGAUGGAAAGGCGCACGAGACGUAAAACGAAGCGAGUCGAAGAGGUUUCGGCUGAAUCGAGCGAAGAGGAUUGGCCAUCGGUGAGCAUUUUUGGAGCAACUGAAACGCCAACCGGCCAGUUUGUUCGUUCUCGCAAGACAUUGCAAACCAAUGGAGGUGUAGUUGAAUCGGGCGAUGAGGAUUUUGCUUCGGUAAGUCAAUUGGGCUUGAAUACAUCGGGUAGAUUUGUUCGUUCUCGUAAAACGAUGCACGGUUGUAGCGACAAUGUUGCCACAAGUGAAGAUGAUUUGCCAUCAGUAAGCUUUUUGGGCGCAAGCGCAACACCAGCUGCCAAAUUUGCACAGCGUCGAAAAUCAAAACUGAGCAUCGAACCAAAAGACAAUGAAACCGUUUCAGAAGCGAUUGAACAGUCGGCCGCCAAGCCCACGCUGAACAAACGCAUAAGCCUAUCGGAAAGUUCGCGCAAAUCCAAUCAAGGGGUCAAAGUUGCUGUUGAAUCGAAUGAUCUUUCUUCGUCGGAUGUGCCAAAGCCGAGCCGAAUGUCUGGUCAAGUCGUACGUUCCCGAAAGUCGACACAAGGCAACAUCGAAAACGAAAAUGUUAUGGAUACUGAAGAUGAUUCGAAAGACCAAGUGGAAAAUGGUCACGAUGAAAAUGGUUCAGGGCAUUCAAACGACGAAAUGGCUGCUGACGAAGAUAACAAAGAGAACGGCAAUAUUCCGACAAUCGAAAUCACAGCCGCCAAGUCAGAAGCUAGUGAGUUGAGCAAAGUCGAUGAGGAUUCGACAAAUAUCAAAGUCGAAAAGGCAUUCAAGAAUAAUCGCAUCUCAAUCGUCGACCUAACUGAUUCACCCAUGGUACAGAACAAAAGCGUGUUGAAUGAAACAUUCACAGCAGAAGAUCUUAUGGAUACUGAAGAACAAGAAGAGGAGGAGAAGAAAGAGGAUGCGGAAGCAAAAGAUCGAACAUUCACUGAUGACAACAAUACAACGGCAAUUAACGAGAAAACAUUCAGCCCAAUACCAUUAUCCGUUAAAAAGUUCGCCAAUAAGGCAGCGGUAACACCAGCUCCAGUAAAAGGUCGUGCUUCGUUGAAUGUCACAACCAAGUCGACUGCUAAAAAGAAAUCACCGCAAUUGAAACGUUUGCAAAGUACUCCGUACUUGAAGCCAAAGACGCGCAACAACUUGUUUGAACCAGCCAAGCUAUCGUCGGCCAAAAAGGCGAAAGUUGUCGAGGCAGCCAUCGAAUUGGUCGAACCAUUGAAAAGAAAAAGCAUGGAUAGGGUGAAGGUGCCAAAAGUUGCAAUUCAAUCACCUAAGGUAUUUAAAUUCGGCGACGAAAACAAUCAUGGCGAAGGGUUCCGAUUCAGUUUGUGUGCCAAACACUUGAAGAAUAACCAGGAAACUGGUAAAUCGGCUGUCAAACGAGCCCCAAAUUUCACUAAUAUGCACAAUCGCAUGUUCGACAAGAUCGAAUCAAUCACCGAGACUCGAGACCGACAUGAUCAACGCGCCAAGUUGCUUUUGUCUGGCAAGAAGCCAACUCAAGCGCAAGCGCUGGCACAAGCAAAAGUGGUGAAGCCGAUUGUAAAAAAUCCACCACCAAAGUUUGUAUUGGAUGUCAACAGAGGUAGUGCUGAGAAGCGCCGUCCAUUGGCUGCAGAUAAUCAUGUGAACCGAGCAAGAUUGAACGAUGAAGAACGUCAAGAGCGUCGGAAGCAACUGUUCAAACAGGGUUCAAAGCGGGCAUCGAUUAAAAAGAAUCCAGUUCCAGCCAUCAAGGGAGUGCGGAUGAAUCGACGAUUUGAAUUGAUGAUGAAAAAUCGAAAUGCAUCAAAAAAGAACUGAGUCGAUAUUCUUCAAAUGCAAGCAUGCAGUUUGGUUGAUGCUUUGUUCAUGUAAGAUUUCUAGAGGAAUCAUGCGAUUGAACUAAGUUACUAUUAUUUAAUGAUAAGUGUUCAGGGGCCAGACAAAUGAUCGCUGAAGUGUUUUAUGACUAAAGUCAGGCACAAAUAUUGAGUAAUUUUGGAAAUAAGUUAGUAUGAAAUAAUAAAAAAGGCCCAGAUACAAAAAAAAACAUUGGAAAGGAAAAAAAAUGAAAAUAAUCUGAAACUUAAGAAAUUCAAAUGAAUAAUGAUAAUGAUUUAAAUAAAUAAAGAAAUAAAGUAUGGAUGCAAUUCAAAUUCUUUAAAAA